Molecule: messenger RNA, 3264 nt
Organism: Cuscuta europaea
Lineage: Eukaryota; Viridiplantae; Streptophyta; Magnoliopsida; Solanales; Convolvulaceae
Source: the annotation of a GenBank genome assembly
CGCGAAUAGCAGAGUCGCGAACAAGAAGGGCCCAGAGUCACGGCCGUCAACCCUAGCGCCGCCGUCGCGGCGGCCGCCCUUCCUAACCUUUCUUGGCGUUGCACCAGGUAGCAGGCUCAACAGUCCCAGUCCAGGCUUGCUGUCGUCCAACAACCUGCGCAUCGGUGUUCUGCGGCCAAUUGCCAGCCGAACGCAGGGGAGGAAGAUGCCGCUUGCAGACCCUAGCCGGGCAGUCCAGCCUACGAUUCCAGCACCGCCUGGGACCACAGUUUCUCCUACGGGAUGCCUUCCAGCAAAGACUGAUGCUGCGCUUGUCUUUCCUCGGAAGAGAGCAAGGGCUGGUACAGGGCUGGAUUGUGCCGAUGAAUUGCGAGACCUGCAACUGAACCAUCAUCCAGAUUCCAACUCCAAGCUUUCUACAUCGUAAAAACAGCAGCCCCAGUCAUUUAGUGCCGCUGUCACCAAUCAAUACGGCUGGUUUGUGGCUACGGAAUAAGAAAUUUCCAAGCUACCGCUCCCUGUGCAGCCUACUACUAACGCACACUCCAACUCAAGAUGCCAACAUAUUGUUUUCUCGGUGGAGGAGAUACGGGAGCUAUACAAACAAUGGUCUAAGGCACUGGUAGUGAGGGUUCUUGAAAGAAACUUCUCUUUCCUUGUGGUGAAGAAGCGACUCGAAUCUCUUUGGGGAAAGCAAGGAGAAAUUCAGGUCUCCGGUAUGACCAAUUGGUGUUGUGUUGUCCGCUUUGCAUCAAAAGAUGACUAUCUUCGGACAACUUUCGGAGGACCAUGGAAGAUCUUUGAUUACUACUUUGCUAUUUAGGCAUGGACGCUGGAGUUUAACGUUCAUGCACGGGUACAAAAUAUCUUAUCAUGGAUUAACCUUCCAUCAUUACCUCUCCAUUACUUCCAUGAGAUGGCUGUUACAUGUAUUGCGGGUCAUGUUGGAAAAGUAAUUUGAAUUGAUGUUGCUACUGCAUCGGGUGAGCGGGCACGCUUUGCAUGUGCAUGUGUGGAGCUUGGCCUUUCCAAACCUCUCCUCGGUACGUAUGAACUCGAUGGAUCAAACAUAAAAUUGGGUAUGAGAGUCUCGAAAACUUAUGUGUGAAGUGUGGUAGGUACGGUCAUAUUGAAAAUUUGUGUGCGGAAGCCACACUUCAAACGGAGACAGAGACCACUUCACUUUCGUCUAAUAUGCCGGAGCAAUCUAUUGAUGACUUGGGGGAGUGGAUGAUCCCUGGUCGUCACGAUCGAUGCAAAACAGGCCGGAAAAAUGCCACUAGCACGACGGUUGAGACUCCCAACACUACUACGGGCUCUAGAUUUGAUGUUCUUCUCAGGCAUCCUAUUGAUAAUACUCUUUCUCCGACCAUUGCUGGCGACACUCUUCCGCAAGCGUCUGGCCUAACGCCUAAGGCUAAAAAUAAGAGUAAACCUGCUAAGGCCCGGAAGCAAACUGGAAUGCAUGUUAAGCCUAGAAUACAGCCUUCACCUCCUGCGGACAAACAAUCCCACUUUCGCCUAAUGUGAAACCUUCCUCUGAACCUGAUCCCAUUUCAUCUUCCGUGCCAACUCCUAUGUCGAAUCCUGCUCGUAGGAAGGGCCGCCCAUGGAAGAAUGCUCAGAAUUCAGAGAAGAUGGAUGACUUUUCUGGUACGUUAGCACACGCAUGGCAGAAGACAUUUCCUGCUAAUACCCCACUACCCAAACUUCCUCAACCAGAUAGUUCGGUGCCUCUUUCAUACUUAAAUGGGGGUCCCUUGUUGAUGGCAUGUUUGGUAAGUCUACGGCUUCUACUGCCACAACUUCAACAACCAUGGAUGCUCACAUGCAUACCUCAAACAUAAUGGCUCCAGACAUAUCCUCGACACCGCUGCCAGUAUGUAUUGAUUCAUCUACUUCUGAUUUGAUGUCUGUAACCCCUGGGAAUGCUCAAGGGGAGCGCCCCAUGGAUACCUCCUCUUAACCAGGGAAGACCUUUACAUAUUUUUUAAUGAUGUGUACAAUAUUUACUUAAAAUUGUCGUGGGGCAAAGCAUGAUGAUUUUCUUCCCAGUUUUAGAAAUUAUAUGUCUCCUUAUCGACCGUAGAUUGUUGUUAUCGUUGAACCUCGUAUUAGCAGAGUCAUUGGCCAGUGUAUUACUAAUCAACUUGGUUUUGAUGGCAGAAUUAUCUCGGAAGCUCGUGGUUUUUUUGGGGGUAUCUGGUUUCUUUGGAACUCAUCACUAGUCACGGUGGAAGAAAGGGCAAUCACUAAUCAAACUGUUCAUGUGAGUGUGACAGCUCAUGAUGGUAGCUAAUUUGCCUUCACAGUUGUUUACGCUUGUCCACAACCUUUGGGAGUUGGGAUGCACUUUUCUCUGGGACACCCUCCGAGUGAUUGCACAAACUUAAACAUUACCAUGGGUAGCAAUAGAGGAUUUUAACGUCGUCCUUUCAGCAGAGGAGAAGAUUGGAGGUGCAGAGUUUGACCCGACUCGUGCGACACCUUUCGGAAUUGCAUCGAUUUUUGUCGCCUCAUGGACUUGGGUUUCACUGGCCCCGGAUUCACCUGGUAUCGUGGGUCCCUUUGUGAAUGGUUGGAUCGGGCGUUGGGUUCUCAGAACUGGCUCACUCAUUUCCCGCACUCCUUGGUAGUUCAUCGCCCUAUCUUGCUGUCCACUUCUGGUAUAACCCCGUCUCACACUGGUAAACAUCCAUUUCGGUUUCUUGCUCCUUGGCUAUCGCAUGAAGAUUUUCCACGGGUCCUUGCAUCCUCUUGGCGGAGAGACAUGCCGCUACAUAAUGCACUUCACUCUCUGGGUGGGAAGCUUCAACGAUGGAACAGAGAUGUGUUUGGUUUCAUUCAUAUCCAGAAAGUGACAUUGAUUCAGCAAUUGUCCGAGUUAGAAGACUUUAAUUGUGUCGAGUUCUUCACCGGUCAUUUUCCAUGGAGUGGACGACUUCUUGGAUGAUGAUGAUGUUGUCAGUGAUGUGUCACCCAGGGACAAAACUGGAUUGUGUGGGGUGGACCCAACCCCGCAUGUGAUGCUUCAAACGGGAAGUGAGAAGCUGAGUAAUAACUUUAUAAGCAACAUUACAAAGACUAAUUGGCCGAAAUUGCUUCAUUGACUCCGGUCAUGUCGUACAAAGUCCUCCUCAUCUUGAAACUUAAAAAUUAUCCAACCCUUAUUAUGAGACCGUACAAGACAUUUUACACCCCAUGUAGCUUUCAAAUCAUGGACCGCUUUGAGUCCGGGAAAUUUUCCCAUGAAGUGUCCCACUA